GCUGUGGCGCGCGGCGAAGGAACAGCCGUUUGCUUUCGAAGCGCUCCUUCAGCGGCCCCCAGACAGGCCUCGCCGGAGUCGCUCAAGCCACGCGCGCUGCACUAACGAUCCAAUCCCGAGCCGGGUAACGGGUGGCGCUUCGGGGCAGCCGUUCUCGACUCAGGAGCGGCCCGACUCUCUUCGCCCCUCGCCUGCCGGUUCCUGGGAGCGCGUUCCUUUUAACUCAAGUUAUUGUCGGGCUCUGAGACUAUUAAACUGGGUGCCUCGCUUCUCUCUUUGGUGUUUGACUGGCGGUGCCUUAAUGUUUCCGUUCACUUGGGACUAACUCUUCGGAGUAGCCCCGCUGGGGUUUAGGAGAGGAGAGAAUUGUUAGAAAGUCUUUCGGAGCUAUUCAAUGCGCUUCAACCAUGGGCCGUAAACAUGAAGGAAAGGGGGGUUCGACUUUAUAAGUGUCCUUAUAAAGGCGCGUUUUUCUUUAUUUCACGUGGAGCAUAAAGCGCGUGCUGGCUUCUGUCCUUUCCAGCCCCGCGCCGCUUUUCUGGUUUCUUUCUGCCUCCCAAGAGCUUCGCUUUUCUUUCCAGCCAUCAGGGGGCGCUUUAAUACGUAGUGACCGGAAGACUCUAAAAGACCCCGUCGCCUAGCAACCGCCCUCGUAUCCUAAACAAAACUGACACGCGGGGAGAGAAAUCGGCACCCGCAUUUGGCAGCUGGCAACCCUACUGCUGAGAAAGGCUGGAGUAUGUCACCCGCUAGGAACUCUUUUCCAUUCCCUCAUUACGAAAAUGAAAACACAUACAGUGAUAAUAUGAAUGCACAGAUUUCUAAAGACAGUUUGGAUUUUAAUCUCAGUUCUCUAUACAAUCACCAUGAAGACCUGCUUAAAAACAAAAGUCAAGUAGUCCUCCAUAAAGAGACCCUCCUGGAUGACCAUGGAACACUGAAGGUUUUAGAGCCUGUGAAGAAAUACACUUCAGUUCAGCAUCCUACCUCCAAGGGUAUUACUGUGAGACACUGGGUUAAUCCUGUAAAAGAAUCUAUCCACCACAUUGAGGGAGCCAUUGAAGCUCCACAUACUGCUGCCACAAAUAGUGGAUAUUCCCGUAAAGAGAAUGGUGGGAUCUUCUAUCAUUAAUGAUUUUUGCAGAGUCAUGUUGCAGCUUUAUUCCCUUUGGCCUGUAAUUGCUGCCCAUAUGCUAACUCUUGGCUCACUGUAUGCUUAGCUUUCAGAUCAUCCAUUAAACCAGCCAGCUUCACUGAAUUUUAGUAAAAGCUCAACUGUGCUGUAUUUGAAAAAGCAGCCUGUUCUUGCCAAUGGACCGAGCCCCAAACAUAAUAAUUCAGAUAUUUGAUUAGGAGGAGUCAAAUAAUAAAAUCUAGUCUACUUUGGACUCAGCUCCAAAGAAGAUACUAUUUAUACUGAACCAUAAACAGUAUUAAUUUACACAAUCUUAGCUAAAAGUAUCUUGGUUAACAUCUCCAAAGCAAAAUAUGAACAUUGAUUAAAUUUUCAAAAAAAAAAUGUUUUUCAAACACAAAAUACAAAUACUUCAUUCCUAAAUUAUUCCUAAUACACUUAUGGAGUACUUCAGAACACAAGUCUUCACAAGAACAGAGUGAUCCAAUUUCUGAAGAUUAAAAGUAUUAUAUCAAGAUCAAAAAGAAUGCCAACCAGGAACAAAGGCUGAAUGCCAAAAUACACAAUUCUAUAACUUUUUUAAAAAGUUCUGCAAGUACAAAAAUUGCCAUAGAUCAAGGGGACAAAGCACCUGAUGUCAUUUAUAAACGCAAUGGCUGUGUGCAGACAAGUUUAACAAAAGCAAGCUGAAGCCAAAGUUUGCCAAUACAACUGAAUCUCAAAUCUAGCACAUUAUUGAACUGAUAUUUUCCCUUGGAGUUUUAAGCCUGGUACUUUUGAAACAUGUUAGAUUAUUAGCUAUGCUAAGUAUGGGGUGUGAGAAUUUUGUUCUUAAGAAAAAGGACAAGAGACCCAAGAAAGACAAGUUUCUGUACCUCUCAGGUUUAUUCACUUCCUGUCUCCUGCACUGACUCAAUUUUUGAUCCUUUAUCUUCACAUAUAAAGGCAUACUUUUAAAGAAUU
This is a messenger RNA of Thamnophis sirtalis, 2098 nucleotides long. Lineage: Eukaryota; Metazoa; Chordata; Lepidosauria; Squamata; Natricidae. The record is from RefSeq and is a predicted model, not a curated record.